UUCGCUCCUUCAGUGUUGCGCUGGCCGCCGUGCGGUAUACACGUGUCGACGCGCGCAACAAAAUUACGACCCCGAACUCGUAAAGUCGAAACGAUCAUGAGGACGAAUUAUAUAAUUUAUUUAAAUAAAUGAAUAGUGCCUUUUUGUAAUAUCUGUUUUAUUAUUUUUGUGUAGUGUUGUGACUUUUUUUACGAUGGCGAAAUAUUUGUGCGUAUUCCUGUGUUUUUGGGCGGGCGCCCUAGGGUUCAAUGUGGACAUCCCGUCUAGGGUGAUUUAUACCGGAAAUUACAAGUCUAUGUUUGGAUUUACUGUGCAAUCUCAUGUGGAUGGAGAUCGGAAGAUGAUCCUGGUGGGAGCUCCAGAAGACGACCCGUACAAUGAGUUCACGGUGAAGCGGCCCGGCGCCGUGUACCGCUGUCAGCCCGGCCGGCGCGGGUACCCCUCCGAGGACAUCGUCAACCCGCUGCAGAUGUGCUCCAUCAUGGAGUUCGACAAGAAUCGCAAUAACAACUUGGACUCAGGGCACAACCAGAUCGACCAGAAGUCCAACCAAUGGUUCGGCGCGACACUUACCAGCACCGGUGUAAACGGACCCAUUGUGGCAUGCGCGCCAAGGUACGUGUCGUUCGUGACCGCCAAGGCGAACCAACGGGACCCGGUGGGCGCGUGCUUCGUAGCCAAGACUUCGGACGCGGUCGACGUCAAAGAAUUCUCACCCUGCCGAAAUUCGAGCCACGGGCAGCGGAAGACAGGCGUGUGUCAAGCCGGUUUUUCCGCGGCAGUCUCAAAGGAUGGCCAGAGACUUUUCAUGGGCGCUCCAGGCAGUUUCUAUUGGCAAGGAAGAACGUUUUCCAUAGACACUAGCGCAAGGUUCCACUACUAUAUGCCGAAGGAAGGCCAAUUAAAAGUUCAAAGUUUGAAUUCGAGGCCCGUAUUCCUUUCGACUCCAGAAGCAAGUUCUAAGUACGAUGACUCGUAUAUGGGCUACUCGGUAACAGUAGGCGACUUUGCUGGCCAAGGAAUACAAGGCGUUGCUGUUGGCGUACCUAGGGGAGCAGAAUUACGAGGAUUGGUGGUCGUUUAUACUUGGGAGUUAGAAAAUAUAAAGAACAUCAGUGGUUCGCAAAUCGGUGCAUAUUUCGGCUACAGUCUUACAAGUGGUGAUAUUGACGGCGAUGGUGCCGAAGACAUUAUUGUUGGUGCUCCCAUGUUUACGAAACCCAAAAGCGAUGGGUAUGAACAUGGAAGGAUUUACGUAAUUUACCAAGGGAAGAACAGGUUAUUCUCGAAGAACCAUGCAAGGACUGGCGAAGUAUCACGGGGCAGAUUCGGCCUUGCAGUCACCUCUCUUGGAGACAUUAACUAUGAUGGCUUUGGUGACGUCGCAGUCGGUGCACCUUACGGUGGGGAGAAUGGCAAGGGCGUGGUGUACAUCUACCACGGCAGCGAGCUCGGCAUCGGCGAGAAGUACUCGCAAGCAAUCACCGCCGAGGAGAUCAGCCCCAUCCUCACCACGUUCGGCUUCUCUCUCUCUGGUGCCGUCGACUUGGACAAUAACAACUACACUGAUCUAGCCGUUGGGGCGUAUAAAUCUGAUAGCGUUGUGUUUUUGAAAUCUCGGCCAGUAGUGAAGGUGAUGGCUGCCGUGAAGUUCAUGGGCGAGAGCAAGCUGAUCUCGCUGGAUGACAAGAAGUGCACUCUCUCCAACGGGACUGCGGUCGCGUGCGCGCAGCUCAUGUUCUGUCUUACGUACGACGGAGUCAACGUGGACCAGCAGAUAAAUUUCGAAGUAACCCUGGACCUGGACUCUCGGCAAAAGACCAACAAACGGCUGUUCCUGAAGGAAAGCAGGCACACCAUAUACACGACGCACAUUCUGCUCACGCAGGGACAACAGGAGUGCAAGGAGAUAACUGUGUAUCUCGAUGAGGAGAUCCGAGACAAGCUGACGCCAAUCGAAGUGAAGAUGACGUACGAGCUGACGCAGCAGGCGGCGGGGAGCUCGGUGCCGCCGGUGCUGGACCGCACGCGCAGCAUCGAGCACACCGACUCGCUCAACAUACAGAAGAACUGCGGCACGGACAACGUGUGCAUACCCGACCUGCAGAUGUUUGUCACCACACCGACAGUAAACUACGUGCUCGGAUCGAGCGAGAACGUCCAGAUUGACGUAGUCGUCAAGAACGCUGGCGAAGACGCCUUCGAAGCCGCAUACUACCUGCAGAUACCCGCCGGUGUCACGUACGCCAAGAUGGAUAGACUGGAAAAGGAAUCCGCCGAGUCCUCACCGAUAUACUGCUCGAUCAAAGACAAGGGCGCCGAAGGCAACAGUACAUUGAAAUGUGAUUUGGGAAACCCCAUGGCCAGCGGACAGAGUGUAAACUUCCGAGUGAUACUGGAGGUGGAUGCGCACGUCACGAAGCUAAACUUAGACAUGGAAGUGAACUCGACCAACCCGGAGCAGGGCACGCAGUACGACAACACCAGGCACAUGGCUAUCGGCGUCGUGGUCAAGGCUGUGCUGUCUAUCAUUGGUACAUCAGAUCCGCCAGAACUGCAUUACAACGCAUCUCUCUACGAUGCACAGAACUUGAAAGACGAUACAAAGCUGGGUCCGCAGGUGAUCCACAAGUAUAAUAUCAAGAACGAGGGACCCUUCACAGUGGAGGAGGCAGAGAUUUACGUGAUGUGGCCUUAUCAGACCCUGACUGGUGAGAAUCUGGUGUACAUGCUGGUGCAGCCGCAGUGGUUAGGCAACAUGGAGUGCGACGUGGCGCGGCAGGUCAACCCGGACAACCUGUUUGUGCAGAACCCCUACGCUUUACUGCUCACUAAGGAAAAAGAAGCAAUGAAGAGCAACGAGCUGUACACGGGAUCACAAAUCGGUAGCAGCGGAGAAUAUUACGGACAACAGUUUUGGGAAGAAAAGUAUUCUAGCAACGGCCAGUUUAAUUCUCAACAGAGAGGCGGUGGCCAAGUAAGCGGCAGCCAAGGUUCUAGGAGCACUUACGGUGGCGGUGGGCAGUUUAGUGGAAGUCAAGGAAGUGGCGGUAUUGUGACUGGGCAGACAAAUACAAUUUACUCUUCAGGCGGCCAAUAUGGAUCAAACGCUGGUCAAGUUUCUGGCAGCCAAUACGGCACCGGCCAAAUUUCUGGAGGUCAAUAUGGCAGUGGCCAAUCAGGCGGUCAAGGUGGCACAUAUUCAUACAACCGCACUUGGUCAAGCGAAUCUGGUGGUGGUCUGACAGAAGCUGAACGGGAAGCUAUUAGGCGAAAUCUUCAAACUAUGGCAAAACCCAACUAUCAAGGAUCUGGUAGGGAUUUGAAUCAAGGAGGUUAUAAUCAGGGGCGUGUUACUUACACUCAAGGACGUCAAAAUAGCUACGGACAAGGUAGCCAAGUUCAGGGUAGCUAUGGCCAAGGACAAUCGCAAGGUAGUUAUAAUGCACAGGCUGGUUACAACCAAGGCGGUUAUUAUCAAGGAAAUGCUCAAAGCGGUCAAGGUUACGUGCAAGGCCAAGGAAUUGCCGGUGCUGGUGAAGUUGGUAAAGACGGUCGGAUUGUCCGAGUUAAGAAUAGAACGAUUGUGUACGAUGAGAAUCAUAAUAUCAUAUCACAAACUGAAACAAGUACCGAGUAUGGAUCGUUGGGUCAUGAGGGUGAAGCGGGCAGUUCUUUUAAUACGUACAACCAAGGUAGCAUUAACCAGAAUUAUGGAUCAAGUAUGAAUCAAGGACAAGGCUUCGUCCACGGGUCCUGGGGAACAACAGAGACCGUAAACCCAGAUAUCAUGAAUACCGGCUCCAGUACUUUCAGAGGCGGCCCAAGCAUCACUGUAGUGGGUGAUGAGGAAGAAGACAAGUUAGAAGGUUUUGGUGCUUACGCUGCACAAAACUCUAAUAAUGAGUUUAAAUACGGGAUUGCUGAUGUAACUAAUGCCAGAGGAGGAGCUGGUUCAGUUCACGGUGGGGCUUACCAGGGUGCCAGUUCUCAAAGGGGAGGUUCCCAAAGUUUCCAGAGCGGAGGUUCCCAAGGGGUCCGACAAGGAGGAAGUUAUAGCAGCUCAUCUGGCGGUUCUUAUGGUUCUAGCAGUGGAGGAUAUUCUUACUCUUCCAGUUCAGGUGGUCACAACUCCUUUUCUCAAUCUGGCGGAAGCUUUAGCUCAUCGUCAGAACAGCGGCGAGAGAGCACCAGACGACGUCGACAAGAUGAGGUGGAUCCCCAAUUAAAAGAUAUGUUAGAAAAAUGCCAAGAGAAGUACAAAUGUGAAGUGCUGAGGUGCAGGACCAGACAGUUGCUGAAGGGGCAGGAAGUUUGGUUGGCGCUGCGGUCGAGGAUUAACGCUUCAGUUCUUAAUGAGAUAUCCCAAGAGAAAGCAGUAAAACUGUCUUCGUUAGCGGCGGCGCGCGUGACUAGGCUGCCGCUGAUAGGGCGGCCGACGGACCGGUCGUGGAAGGUCGUGGAAGCGCACACCACGGUGACUCCACAGCUGGAAGCGCUGGAGAGCGGCACCAUUCCGCUGUGGGUCAUCAUCCUGGCGGCUGUCGUGGGUGCCUUACUGCUGCUUUUGCUCAUCUUCGCGCUCUACAAAUGCGGAUUCUUCAAGCGGAACCGUCCGUCCGAUCACGCCGAGAGACAGCCCCUGAACGGCCGGGACGAACAUCUUUGAUAUCCGACCACUGAUCUAGGCCUCUCUAGCGAUGCGGCCGCCACCUCUGACGUUGACAGCACCUCUGACGUCGAUGCCACGUCGGACGUCGACGCCACCUCCGACGUCAACGCCACCUCCGACGUCAACGCUAGCGAUUCUAGUUCUACUGACGCAGCGAGUGAUGUGACUAGUCAGGACUCUACUAGUAUGGACCGGUAUUAACACUAUAAACAAGUAUAUUAUGACGUUGCCGUCAAUAGAUUUAACUUUUGACGCUAACGCCAUCUUAUGAUAAGCUUGAAGCAGGUGUCAACUCAACUAUUUGAUCUCGUGUUACAAGUGGUGACUAUUUUAGACAUUUUUGUCGUUUUGAACAUUAAACUGGACUUGAAUAUUGAAUGUUAACAAGUGUGCUCUUUAAUACAAUAAUGCGGAGUUCGUAAUCAUUUUUUGACAGUUGUGUCGAUGAAAUGUACACUUAGAACAAAAAUAUACAGCACAAACCUAAAAAUUAGAACCUCAACAGCUCAACGGUAAGAGCGGUCGGACUCAUCACCGAGGGGUGGUGGUUCGAUCCCCGCCCCGUUGGUCUACUGUCGUACCCACUCCUUAUACAGUCUGUGCCGACUAGUUGGAUGGGAAUGGGAAUAUUGGUCAUAUAUAAAAGAUAUGGCAAAUAUUCUUUUUUAAAAAAAACCUGCUGGUUUAAAAUGUUGCUUAAACAAUUUGUUCCAUAUUGCAGUAGUGUACCAAUAUCAAUUAGUAGACUAGAUGAGCUAUUUUAUGAUCACGUGUCAAUUUAUGUGUGGCGAACAUUGGCGGCCAUUUUUUAUUCCAUUUGAAUAGUGAAGGUUGACUAAAGUCUAAUUACCUAAUGCUAUAACAGAAUUUAGGUUUAGUCAAUCUUUUCUUGUGGAUGAACUGUCAUUUAUAUUUAUAUUAUAAGGAUGAAUUUAUAAAAAUAAAAUCCUAAUUCUGUUGUUCGCAAAAGUUUUAUGCUAACAUUAAUAAUAUUAUUUCCAACAGUAGCAUUCUACAAAGAUUUAAAAGAUACUUGAGAAAAUUUUGUAUAUAACAGAAUUAGGAAAAUAUUGUCAAUUGUAUAUACGAGUUUAUCGGAAAAAAGUGCCUCAUGAGAUUUCUGGGAAUUGGUAUUAUAUUAAAUAUUUGUAAGAAAAAGAUUUCUUAAACAUUUUUUAUCAAAAAAUGUUUUAAGGUUUCAAGAUACAAAAUAUACCUACAAAAAUGUAUAUAUAUGUAUAGUAUAUAUAAAUAAAUAUAUAUAACGUAUUCCUAGUCACGAUAUAUAGAUACAAACCACUUUGGUAUUACGCCAUAUUAGGUUAUUAUUAUAAAAAGCGAAAAGUAAAAAAAAAAUAGAACACGAAGUGUGUGACAAAAUGGUUGAGUGUUGUUGUGAAAUGUGAUCUACAGUAAUAAUAAUUAGAUUUAUUUUCAAAAGAUAGCUUAUUAAUGAGGUUGGAUAGUAAAUAUCUGAGUAUCUUUGUACUAUUAAUAAAUAAUUGAAUACUAAUCUGAAUGUACACUAGAAAUAAUAAUUUUAGAAGGCAUUAUGUUAGGCUUGCAGUUAGUAUACAUAGCAAUAAUAAUUAUAAAAUAAAAACCACUGUAUAUAAAAUUGCAUUAAAAUAUAUUUUAACAUAAAUUAUAUAAUAUUUGUUAAAAUGAUAAAUCCUUUUAACAAAUAUUAUGUUUUAAAUAGUUAAUGUGUGAGCAAGAUACCAAUUAAAAUGAAACGUAGACAUAAUAUAUGUAAUAAUAUGUCUAAAUUAUUACAUACUUGUUGUGCCUUAAAUGCAUAUCGUUUAAAUGAUCGUAAGUAUAUAAUUAAUAAUAUGAAUUAAAAUAAAAUACGUGAAUAUUUUUCGAGAAACACAUCACAUUAUACCUAUAUAUAUUGAAUUCUAGAUCUAUGGGUAGUACUACUAGUUACUAGCUAAACGCACACUAAGAAUAAGGUAUAUCAGUAAUAUUUUGAAAAGUGUGUGUGUGUGUGUUCCCUUUAAUACCACCACAUUAUGGCGCAAUACACAUAAAUGUGUGUAUAAUUGAAGAAAUAAUUCUAAUAAUAUAAAUGAAAUAUCAAAACAUAACUAUUUUGUGAAACAAUUUGCAAUAAGUGAGACAAAAAUAGAAUAUUUUGUUUCUUACUUAUCAAGGAAAUUAACAAAAUUAAAUAAUCCUGUUUUUUUAAAUAUCUUUAAGUGGUGAAAUAGUCAUAUCAUAAAUAAAUGGUCAAUUAGUAAGUUAGUUUUUGCUUUUUACUUCAUUUUAUAUUAAUAAAUGCCUUCGAAUGUGUGCCUUCUGAAAACUGCCAGUUACUAAUUAAUUAUAUUAAUGUAAAUAAAUACUUAUUUUUAGAUUAUUGUUUUGAAUUCAGUAUCAUGUCUUCACAGAACUUUUGGACCUUAAAAUGCUAUGAUUGUGAUUAGUAUUGUUACUUUUAGUGCGUACUUAAUAAUUUUAAGGAAAGUGUUAAAUGGGGAGUCAAAUUAUGGUAGCUUAAUAUAUAUUUAUAUAUAUUUUUUUAUAAAACAACGACAACAAAUAGAGUUAUAAAAAUUACCUAAUGUUAAAAAUAUUCGUAAAUAUAAUUAUUAUAAAUUGAUAAAUACAUUGUAUUCUAAUAAGUAAAUCAAAGUCUUUUCGUGGGUAGUUCUAAAAUUUAGAAAAAAAAAACACAUUUUUGGUUUUUUUUGUUCGGAAGCAGGAUUUUUUUGUUUGGAAGUAUUCUGAGGAUACUCUGUUCUUUAUAGUAUUGUGGCACGAAGCAUUCUUAAUUGAAUAAAUAUUACGAUCUCGUAAACAAAUUCAACUUAUAACGUCAUAAGUUCUGUGGAAAAAUGAUGUAUUAGUUAAAAAAAAUAGCGCUAACUACGCCAUUGUUAAUUUUUAUUACUUAUUAAUUAAAUAAUGAUAAUUAUUUAUUUCUCAUAAUAUCGUAUUAAUAAGAAUUCCGCUUCUACUUAUAAGUUAAUGAUUGUGAACUAAAGUUAUGGGUGACCAUAGUAAUUAUUUUUUAUGUAUGAUACAUUUUUGGUUGUUUGUCUGGGUAAUUUGCAUUUACCAAAAAAUAAAACUUUAAUAAAAUUUUUGUUUUUUAA
This is a messenger RNA of Bicyclus anynana (squinting bush brown), 7776 nucleotides long. RefSeq names its product integrin alpha-PS2 (gene if). Gene Ontology annotation, biological process: integrin-mediated signaling pathway; cell adhesion mediated by integrin; cell-cell adhesion. Gene Ontology annotation, molecular function: integrin binding. Bases 194 to 4669 code for a protein of 1491 amino acids. Lineage: Eukaryota; Metazoa; Arthropoda; Insecta; Lepidoptera; Nymphalidae. The record is from RefSeq and is a predicted model, not a curated record. Gene Ontology annotation, cellular component: integrin complex; external side of plasma membrane. The transcript has 25 exons.